UCCACGCAUCUCUUCUUCUUUCCCACAACGCCGGCGCUAUUUUCACGCAUUUUCUUGUUUUUCUUAAAUAAAGUAGCAAAAAUCAAAUAAACACCAUGUCGGCUGGUAUGCCCAUCAACCCCAAGCCAUUCUUGAAUGGCCUCACAGGAAAACCGGUGCUCGUGAAGCUGAAGUGGGGACAGGAGUACAAGGGCUUCCUGGUUUCCGUGGAUGGAUACAUGAACAUGCAGCUGGCUAACACCGAGGAAGUUAUUGAGGGCUCCGUCACCGGCAACCUCGGCGAAGUGCUCAUCCGCUGCAAUAAUGUGCUGUACAUCAAGGGCAUGGAAGACGAUGACGAGGAGGGCGAGAUGCGCGAUUAGAUUGAAUGGAGGAGCACCCACAACUUAGCUUAAGUCUUAUGAAAUAAAGCUAUAUUUAUUUUGUAGUAAAAAAAA
Messenger RNA from Drosophila bipectinata, 437 nucleotides. RefSeq names its product small ribonucleoprotein particle protein SmF (gene SmF). Gene Ontology annotation, cellular component: U1 snRNP; pICln-Sm protein complex; catalytic step 2 spliceosome. Gene Ontology annotation, biological process: mRNA splicing, via spliceosome; spliceosomal snRNP assembly. Gene Ontology annotation, molecular function: RNA binding. NCBI's taxonomy places the organism in Eukaryota, Metazoa, Arthropoda, Insecta, Diptera, Drosophilidae. The record is from RefSeq and is a predicted model, not a curated record.